CUCGGAGACUUAUAUCGUGUCCAGGUCUUCUUCUUCUUCUUCAUCCAACUUCCCUAGCAUUCAGAACCAAACCCUAGAUUUGAUUUCCCUUGCGCUGCAUCUCAGGAUGGAAUUCUCUGCUGCCGAUUUCGAUAGGCUUAUGAUGGUCGACCUCGCUCGAAACGCUUGCGAGGAACAGUACAAGAAGGAUCCUCUCGAUUCUGAGAAUUUGCAAAAGUGGGGUGGAGCAUUGCUUGAACUUUCCCAGUUCCAGAGUGUUGCUGAUGCAAAGCUCAUGUUAGAUGAUGCUCUUUCCAAGUUCGAAGAGGUAUUAACAAUAAACCCAGGGAAGCAUCAGGCUCUUUGGUGUCUUGGCAACGCCUACUCUUCCCAAGCGUUUCUUAAUCCGGACUCCGAUGUAGCCCAAGGUCUCUUUGAUAAAGCUGCUGACUAUUUCGAGAGAGCUGAAAAUAUGGAUCCAGGUAAUGAGAUGUAUCUCAAGUCCAUGGAAGUUGCAACAGAGGGGCCGAAACUGCAUAAGGAGAUACAUAAGCAUGGUGGAAUGAUGCAGCAGGCACUGGCUGGAGGAGGUGGAGCAGGUCCCUCUGCUUCUUCAAAUGCUGGCGGUGGGAAGAAUAAGAAGAAGAACAAUGACUUCACUUACGAUGUAUGCGGUUGGAUAAUUCUCGCCUUUGGGAUUGUUGCUUGGGUUGGCAUGGCUAAAUCCCUUGGCCCUCCACCUCCUGCUAGAUAAAGCCCUAGUAGUGAAACACCAUUCCAUGAGGACAAUAAUACUGCCUGCUAGAUUCGAUUUCCCAAACAGAGUGGUUCUAGAUUUGAAGAGAUUUCAACGUUUGUUGUGUCGAUAUGGUUUUGUCUGCCGACCAGAUCGUGUCAAAUUGUUUUGUUUACUUAAUUACAUUAGGAUGUUUGUUUUUCACUAGUGGGUAAGAAAAGAGAGCAACUAUGUUUUUUGUUUCGUGGUACGAACACAACAAGGUGUACACGAUUUCUUCUUUGAGUUCUUUUUUUUUUU
This is a messenger RNA of Brassica oleracea var. oleracea, 1015 nucleotides long. RefSeq names its product mitochondrial import receptor subunit TOM20-2. The transcript has 6 exons. Gene Ontology annotation, molecular function: protein binding. NCBI's taxonomy places the organism in Eukaryota, Viridiplantae, Streptophyta, Magnoliopsida, Brassicales, Brassicaceae. Gene Ontology annotation, biological process: protein insertion into mitochondrial outer membrane. The record is from RefSeq and is a predicted model, not a curated record. Gene Ontology annotation, cellular component: mitochondrial outer membrane translocase complex. Bases 107 to 733 code for a protein of 208 amino acids.